Molecule: messenger RNA, 2910 nt
Organism: Pungitius pungitius (ninespine stickleback)
Lineage: Eukaryota; Metazoa; Chordata; Actinopteri; Perciformes; Gasterosteidae
Gene: cxxc1a
Product: CXXC finger protein 1a
Exons: 14
Coding region: 180-2078 (632 amino acids)
Cellular component (GO): Set1C/COMPASS complex
Molecular function (GO): zinc ion binding; DNA binding
Source: RefSeq, a predicted model, not a curated record
CAUCUCAGUCCCGCGGCUUUAAUCCAGCGCACAGAAGAAGAAGACGAAGCCCAUUCAGCGUAAAACAAAGACUUUAAACGCAUUUUGUUGUGAAUGAAACAUGAGUGAAAUGUAACCGGAGGUCUGCUGAGGAUCAGGACCGUUUCUUCUUGUGCGUCUGAAGCAGCUGCAGCCUCCUCAUGUCGGAGGAGGCUGCAGGACCUGAGCGAAGGCUGUACGAGGAUGGCGGAGGAAGAGGUGGAGAUGAAGGUGUUGGAGGGGGAAAUGGAGGUGGAGGAGGAAGAGGAGGUGGAGCUGAAGAUGUAGAUGGAGGAGCAGGAGUUGGAAUUAGAGGAAGUGCUGAGGAAGGAAAGGUUUCCAUGAAGAUCCCUAAAGGGCCACUUUAUUGUGUCUGCAGGAAACCAGAAAUCAACUGUUUCAUGAUAGGCUGUGACUGUUGCACUGAGUGGUUUCAUGGACGCUGUGUUGGAGUUUCAGAGAAGGCAGCUAAAUCCAUCAGAGUUUGGUUUUGUCCAUUAUGUCGAGACAAAGAUGCAUCUCUAGAGAUUAAAUACCGCCUGAAGAAGACCAAGGAGGAGAAAGAAUUCGAGAGGGAGACGGGAGACGGGACAUCAACUCCCAAUGCCAGGAUUGACAAGAGGCGGGGCUCACAGAUCAAGCGCUCGGCCCGGAUGUGUGGGGAGUGUGACGCAUGCCUGAGGACGGAGGACUGCGCCCUGUGCGACUUCUGCAAAGACAUGAAGAAGUUCGGUGGUCCAAACAAGAUCCGACAGAAGUGUCGUCAGCGACAGUGUGAGGUCCGGGCUCGGAAGAUGCUACGAGUCAAAGAGGAGGAGAUGAGUCGCAGCUGCGUCAGGGGGCGUGGCCUGACACAGACAGAGGCGGGGCAUCAGACAGAGGAGGACGAGGAGGAUGAGGAUGAAGAGGUGGCCUUCAGCGAGAGCGAGUUGGAGCUCUACGAGCAGUACAAGGCCGCCGGAUACAAAGACUUGGUGUGGCACACUGAGGAAGAGGAUGAACAGUUGGACUCCCUGAGAAAGAAGGCGGUGAAGGUGAAACAUGUCAAGCGGCCAGAGAAGAAGACUGAGAAGAAGAAGUCUGUCUCUGGUCCUAAAGAGGAGGCGAAGCCUCGUCGUCACAAAGUCAAGCAGCGCCACAAGGAGCGCGUCCGUCACAGUGAACAAGGGGGAGAGGGCGGGACUAAGGAAGUAGGCGGAACUGUGCGCCAGUGUCUGGGACCAGGAUGUGUCGUACCAAUGAGGGCAAACUCAAAAUACUGUUCUGACGACUGCGGCAUGAAGCUUGCAGCCAAUCGUAUCUAUGAGAUCCUCCCACAGAGGAUCCAGCAGUGGCAGCAGAGUCCGUGCGUUGCCGAGGAAAUGGGGCGAAGACAGUUGGAGCGAAUCAGGAAGGAGCAGCAGGCGUCGAGGCUCCGCCUCACAAUGAUGGAGAAACGCUUCCACGAGCUUGAAGGCAUCAUCGCCAACGCCAAGCAGCAGCAGGUCCAACACCACGAGGAGGUGACUGACGGGGAUGGAGAGGACACAGACCUCCAGGUCUUCUGUGUUUCCUGCAGUCACCCCGUCAAUCCGAAGGUGGCGCUGAGACACAUGGAGCGAUGUUACGCUAAGUAUGAGAGUCAGACAUCAUUUGGCUCCAUGUACCCAACACGAAUUGAGGGGGCGACCAGGUUGUUCUGUGACGUGUACAAUCUUCAGAGUAAGACCUACUGUAAGCGGCUGCAAGUUCUCUGUCCUGAACACUCUAGAGAUCCAAAGGUCCCAGCAGAUGAGGUGUGUGGUUGUCCUCUGGUGAGAGACGUGUUCCAGCCGACUGGAGACUUCUGCCGUCUCUCAAAGAGAAAAUGUAACAAGCAUUAUUGUUGGGAGAAGCUCCGGCGAGCCGAAGUGGACCUUGAGAGAGUCCGAGUGUGGUAUAAGCUGGACGAGCUGUUUGAGCAGGAGAGGAAUCUGAGGACAGCGAUGACGAACCGAGCCGGUUUAUUGGCUCUGAUGCUUCACCAGACCAUCCAACACGACCCAAUCACAACGGACCUGCGCUGUGCCAAGGACAGGUAGACCGGUAGAUAGAUGGACAGGUAGACAGGUAGAUAGAUGGACAGGUAGACAGGUAGAUAGAUGGACAGGUAGACAGGUAGAUAGAUGGACAGGUAGACAGGUAGAUAGAUGGACAGGUAGACAGGUAGAUAGAUGGACAGGUAGACAGGUAGAUAGAUGUAUACAAACAUACGCACAGGAAAGAGACGUAGACAAGUAGAGGGACAGAGUGAGACAGACAGGUGGAGAGACAGAAUCCCUGGACGCAUACAAAGUGUAUUUGUACUUUAAAUGUGUUUGAAAGUUUGUUAUUUUGAAGUUCUGAAACUAAAACAGAUCCUGGAACAGUAGGACAUUGAUGUUCUGGUUUUGGGGUCUUUGAUGUGUUUACAUCAUAUUGUGAAUAUUCAGGAAAUAUAUCCAUGUUUUUAUACUGUUUUAUUCCUGAAGUACUACAUUCAUCAGAGAUCCAGUUGAAGCUGUUACUGAUAAAACACUAGAAUCAAGCGUUUAAUAUAUUAUUAUGUACAUCAAUAAUCAAUAAGACAGAAUGUUUGAUGUUUAUACAAUGACCCUUUCUCAAUAAGAACUCAAUGUUGGCAAAUUACUAUAACAGUUACACAUUAAUCAUUAAACAAUACAAGAAUAACACAAAUUGAAAGUGUCUUUUUUAUUAUUUUUGACCUUUUAUUGCAAAACAUAAUACAGUAUAAUAAUGUCUAUGUCUUCUGUAUUGAUUCAUAUGAUGUUUAUUAAAUAUUGAACACUUGUUUAAUGAUACAUGUGUAGAUAGUAAGAACUAAAACUUUUUUCUUUUAUCUAAUUUUAUACCACAAUGUCAUUUUUUAUUUUU